Molecule: messenger RNA, 5837 nt
Organism: Hemibagrus wyckioides
Lineage: Eukaryota; Metazoa; Chordata; Actinopteri; Siluriformes; Bagridae
Product: thyrotropin-releasing hormone receptor
Exons: 3
Coding region: 272-1477 (401 amino acids)
Biological process (GO): phospholipase C-activating G protein-coupled receptor signaling pathway
Cellular component (GO): membrane
Molecular function (GO): thyrotropin-releasing hormone receptor activity
Source: RefSeq, a predicted model, not a curated record
AAGGAAAGCUGAUAGAGAGUGCUGGCACUCUGCAGCGUGCUGCCACCUUAUUAGAUGCUGAGGAGCGCUGAUUUGAAAUAAAUAUCUGCACGCAUACAUAUACCUACACACACGCACGCUACUCUGUUCCACAAGACCAGAGGAACCUGGGUUCUAUUAAUCAAAAUGUAAUCAUGGAUUUCAAUCGUGUCAAUUGAUACAGAAAAAAAAAAGCUGAUCGUUCACGUCUACCCAGAGAAUUCAAAAGUGUAGGAGAUAUAUUCACAUUACAAUGGAGAAUGUGACUCCUAGUGCUAUCACUAACUUCACCAAUACUCAACCUCUGAGCAAUAUGCCAGAGAACUCUCUGGAAGUCCAGGUUAUCACCAUAUUACUGUCUCUGCUCAUCUGUGGGGUGGGAAUAGCCGGCAACAUCAUGGUCGUCCUGGUGGUUCUCCGAACCAAACACAUGAUGACUCCGACUAACUGUUAUCUGGUCAGCUUGGCCAUUGCAGAUCUCAUCGUUCUCUUAGCAGCUGGACUGCCCAACAUCUCUGAAGUGGUUUCUUCUUGGAUCUAUGGCUACGCCGGCUGCUUGUGUAUCACUUACCUGCAGUAUCUGGGCAUCAAUGUUUCCUCUUGCUCCAUCACAGCUUUCACUGUUGAGCGCUACAUCGCCAUAUGCCACUCCAUCAAGGCACAGUUCAUAUGUACUGUAUCCAGAGCCAAAAAGAUCAUCGCUUGUGUUUGGAUUUUCACCUCGCUCUAUUGCAUCAUGUGGUUUUUCCUCGUCGAUAUACACGAGAUGGUUUAUGCCAAUGGUGUCGUCGUGAGGUGUGGUUAUCGGGUGUCAAGGAACCUCUACAUGCCGAUUUACUUUUUGGACUUCACACUGUUUUAUGUCAUUCCGCUGGUCGUGGCUACGGUGCUUUACGGGUUGAUUGCUAGAAUAUUGUUCAUGAACCCUUUGCCAGCGAAUUUGUCUGAAAGAGGAAACGACUCAAUCCAUCAGGGACGGACAAACAGCACAGUGAAGGUCUCCUGCAAGCCAAAUAAGAGUGCAGUUUCCUCCAGGAAACAGGUAACUAAGAUGCUGGCAGUGGUGGUUGUAUUGUUCGCUCUGCUCUGGAUGCCCUAUCGCACUCUGGUGGUGGUGAAUUCGCUCAUGGAUCCUCCGUACCUCAACACUUGGUUUCUGCUCUUCUGCCGCAUGAGCAUCUACACCAACAGUGCCAUCAACCCCAUCAUAUACAACGCCAUGUCGCAAAAAUUCCGCACGGCUUUCAAGAAGCUCUGCCACUGCAAGGGAGCCACCAGUAAGGAGAAGGCUUCAAAACACAAUGCCCCAGUCUACUACAGUGUCAUCAAAGACUCCUCAAGUCCUGAAUACGAGACAGAGCAGGAGGACGUUAGCACUUACUGUAUCUCGGCCAAGAGGGUGAACUUUUCAUCCCAGACUGGAAGAGAAACCACUCCAGGGAUGUUUAGUAUUGCUUGAGUAAAGCUGAGAAAAAGACACUUAGUUUUUUUCUGCACAUUAGCAGCUGAGGUUGUUAACGCAUUCUUUAUGGAGAUUUAAUUAAAUGUUUGAUAUUUCAGUGUCUCAGUGGUCCAAAUAUUUCUUUUAAAGCAAGAACAAAAUGUUAAUGGUCACAAUCAAAAAUAGUUGUAUACAAGCCUCUUGAAGGUGCCAGUAAAUUUGGAAGUUGACAAGUGUUUUGAGGUUAUAUACUGUUGAGUGAGACGUUAAAAUUUCUGCCAAGCUCUUUUGCUGGCUAACUGCCGGCCUGACUUAACUGAGAAGCAUGCUUAACACGUGCAUGCACUGGAGUCACUCAAGGCAGCCAUAUAGUAUUUAUAUAUUUCUGAAAGCUGUCUUGCUUUUUUUCUUCAAAGUUCAUCUGCUUAUUCCACUGUUCGCUUGGCCAAAUGCUUUUCAUUUAAAAAGAAGAAAGCCAUGAAGAAAAAUGACUAUGUUACAUAAAUAAACCUACCAGAAAAAGAUUUACUGGCAUAACAAACAGCCAGAAGGUAAGGCUAGCAAAAUGGAUUUGGCUAAUUUUAACUCACAUAAACAUGUGUGGAAAAAAUGAAACAUUUAGUAGCCUAUAUUAAUCCUUCCAGGAUUUUGUGGUGUUUUUUGUUUGUGAUUGUUUUGGCCAAAAUGUUUGCAGCUUUUUACAAAAUUUGCAAUGAAACGUGGAGAUUUUUGUGCUUUUGUUUGCAGAAAACUACCUGAAUUCUCUUUUAAACUACUAACAGUGAAGACACAGAUAUUAUUACUUUCGAUGUUAUCUGGAAUCAUGUUAGAUAUGCAUGAAUCGAAGAGACUGAAGCUUUGGCUGAAUGCUUAUUGUGAUGAUAUCACAUGAGCCAUCUUGGCUCAAAUCUGCAGGAAAUCUGUGGUAAUUUUGAAAAACCCCCGAAAUUCUGGAGAAACGGCUAUAUACAUAUGCAUAUGCAUAGCAACAUUAUACAUCUUAUUCAGACAAAAAGAAGAAAAAGAAAAAAAACAACACUUCUUCGGUUUAUAGUCUGCUCUUUAAUAUUUUAUCAUGUUUAUUAUCUGGUCUAUGAUUUGUUACCUGCAGAGAGGAUAUUCAGUAACAGUAAGGUGUAUUUGUGAAAUAAAUGCUGGGUAUUAUAGUGACAGAACAUUGCUGAACAUAAACAAAAUAAACUUAUGAAAUCUAUAAAAUGCUAAAGAUUUCAAUGUGAUUUCUAUGUAAAAAAAGAUGCUGUACUGUACAGUCAGAUGCUUUUGUAAGCUAUGCUGAUCUGUGCUGUUAGUUCCUGCGUGACAGAGAGAACAAAUCAGCGUGGGAUCGUCUUAAGCGGGUUCUCUCAAAGUGGUGGAAAAAGAUUGCACAGCUUGAAAGGUUUUUGAUCUUAAGCAAAAAAUAUAAAACUUCAGAUCCUGUGAAGGGAAAAAGUCUGAAGGGAAAGCUAAGUGAUAAAGUUAUGUUCAGGUAUCAGUAACCAUGAUGAAGCAUUUAUAAUGGUAGGCCUGACAACAGUAGAAAAUAUUUGAUUAAUUGUACUUUCUUUUUAUAUUUUUAUUUUUAUUUUUUUGUUUUGUUUUUUCUAUUGGAAGAUUUUUUAUCUUAAUCAUGUAGUAUAAACUGAAUACUUGUAGUCUUACUCAAUUUCAUUUCACAGUAAAAGACAGCAUAUACUCCUUAUAUUUUAAUUUUGACCUUCAAAAUACAAAUCUCUUUUUUUUUAAUUGUUUUAGUAAGAUCUUUUAUUUUAUCUCUUUUUCGAGUUACUGAUUCAUACAGGAUGAGAUGUUGGCCACUAUUUGCUUUCUAUGUAAAAACAUCAGCAUUUAAAAUGCACUGUUAAAGUUAGCUUUCACAUUGAUUUGUAAUUUAGUUAAAUUAGGUAGCUAAUUAAGUUUUGUACAUUAACCAGCUAGUUAAGAUUUGUAAAUACGUUUCUUAAAUUUGCUAGUUGGUUUGUUUUGUUGAUAAUAUGCCUCAGAUCUUUAAACAUUAGCCAACCAGCAAGCCAAAUACUAUAAAGAAUAACAAAUUUUCCAAAACACCAAUUGCUUAGCAAACUAGCAAGUCAUACAAAGUUGGAAAUGAUGUACUUUUUUUUUAUUAUUAUUAUUUUGUUUAAUUUUGUUCUUGUAUACAUGAGUGGAGUGUAGAUACUUUAUAACUUUCACUCAAGUUGAAUUUUCACCCCAUAAUUCUGUUUGUAGUAAGAUUUUGAAACAAUACCCGUGCUAUUAUUUAAUCACAGUUUCUGUGGGCUUUUCUCACCCCUGCUGUCUGACCUCCAAUCAAAUCAAUGUCCAGUCAGUGUUUACAGGACAGCAGUUUAAUGAUUGAAUUCCUUGUUUCUGUGAAACUUUGUGUGAAUUAAAUGAUUAUCUCUGAACAAAAAAAAACUUUUUAAAAACAGAUCAGUCUCUCGAAAGCAGCACCCGUGUUGCUGUUCCAUGAUAACAAAUCUCAGAUAACAGUUCUCCAGAUAUUUCCUGGCAUCGUCGUUCUCUUUCUUGACAAUUUCAUCAGAAUUUAAACAGUGAACUUCAGCAGUACAACAACUUAUUUACUGACUUUAUUUAUUUAUUUAUUUAACAGUAUGUGACAGACGUUUUUUUAUUUUUUUUAUUUAGUUAUUUCUUUAUUUUUAAAUGAUGUUUUGGGGUUGUGUAUAAGCAGCCUUCUAAUUCACAGUUGUAACCAUAUUAAAGUAGGUUCUAUAGAAAUCGCGCAAUUUUCAAUAUUUCAGGAAAGAGUAACUACUUUCCCAUCAUUUGGUAUUGUUUAGAUUCUCAUCAUUUGUUGAACAUAUGUGAAACGGGUGUAAAUAAUGUAUAAUGUAUUAUUUAAAAUGAAAAUAUGCCUUUAUUUAUGAGUAUGUAUUUUUUUUAUUUUUGGUUAUUAUGAAUUGUUUUAGCUAACAAAACUGUCUGUAAAAUGUCAGUCUAUAGUAUCAGUGCCAGUCAGAGAACUAUGUGAUUUUCCAUGCCAAAAUCACGAUCAUACCAACAAAGAAGACAAAGUCCAUAAUAAUAUUUAUCCAUUGGCACAUUUACUUUGUGGUUGAAUUUAAAGUCUUAGACUACUGGAUGAUCUGAUGCAACAUUUUCAUCUAAAAACAAAUCCUCAUCAAAUUUCACAAACGCAACACGGCAUUCAGAAUGUACUUACCGAACUAAAGAGAACAGCAGAGAUAUUAGAGAAGACAUGCAAAAUCUUAUUUGUGAAUUAGUUAUAAUAUAAUAAAUAAAUAAAUUACUUUUGGACCAUCACUUUUGUACAAUCGGCACUUUGGACACUUGGUGAAUCUGUUGAAUAUGAAUUUAAUAUGCUGUUUUCUUUAAUCAUGUCUAAGUGUGUUCAUGUGAAAUGAAAUCUCCCAGUCUGCACUGUACAUUAUAAAAAAAAUGACUAUGUGGCUAGUUAUGUUGCAUGAAUAUUAUUUUGUGUUGUGCGACAUGUAUUUUUAUAUGCGUCACAAAAUAUCAAAUGGUAACCAAAUAACCAUGCUUAGUGGUCGUUAGUGAACGCUUCAUUCUUGAGCAUUUUUCUGGUUUGCUUUUACUAUUACUUUGAACUGAAUUUUCAAUCGCAAUGAAUAAUAAUAAAUGUUAUAAGAAAUGGUGGCUUGUUGUUUAGCAUGUUUGCCUCACACCUCUAUGAUUGGGAGUUAGCAUGGUCUCCAUGAUUUAAAAGGUUCUUUUCAGGUACUCUGGCUUUCUCUCCCAGUCCAAAAACAUACCCUAAGUCCCCUGGGAUAGGCUCCCGGUUCCUUGAAACCCUGUCGGUACAGAAAAUGGAUGGGAUGGAUGGAUAUCCUAUGAUUGCAUGGAUUUUAGGACACACAUAUUAGUGAUAUGACAAUCUAUAUGUUGCUUGUAGCAAGUAAAUUGAUUGUUUAUCCCUGGAAUAGACUAAAAUGUCUAAAAGGCCAAAUGCAUCCUAUAAGCCAGCUCACCAGCCAAUUCUACACAAACACAGAAUCUAUUUGCAUUUGAAAGAAAGAAUAAACAAUCUAUGAAACAUUUUUGUCCAAGGUAAAGUAAGACAGAGCUUAAAGAAGCAGCAAUGCAAUGGGAAUAAAGAUGGAUAAACAUGUUCAUUACUCGCUUUGUCCUAAUGUUGGAUUGGACAUGGAUUUUAGUUAGGUUGUCUAUGUUACAGCCUGAAAUCCUACAUGGAUUAUGAAUUGUCAUGUUUGAGACUUGUUUCUUUCAUUGAUGCCUUUUCAUAUGAUGGGAAGUGUAUAUUGAAUAAAACUUUUUGACAGUUUUUGUUUGGAUAGAUUUGACCAGUGGGCAACAGAUCAGAUUUUCCGGAAAAAAACUAUGUACUGUAUUUCAUCCCGCCUGCUUUCUUAUG